Sturnus vulgaris (Common starling) is the source of this 889-nucleotide messenger RNA. RefSeq names its product complement C8 gamma chain (gene C8G). Gene Ontology annotation, molecular function: complement binding. Gene Ontology annotation, cellular component: membrane attack complex; blood microparticle; extracellular exosome. NCBI's taxonomy places the organism in Eukaryota, Metazoa, Chordata, Aves, Passeriformes, Sturnidae. The record is from RefSeq and is a predicted model, not a curated record. Gene Ontology annotation, biological process: complement activation.
ACACCGGCACAUGGCGGCCCUGCGCACUCUUCUGCUCCUCGGGCUGCUCCUUACGGCGUGGGGGCAGAGGGCGGCGCAGAGACGGCGGCCGCCCCCACCCCAGAGUGCGCUGGAGAAGGUGGCGGCUCAGGAGGGGCUCAGCCUCCACCAGCUCUCAGGGAAGUGGUUCCUGGUCAGCAUGGCCUCCCGCUGCAGCUACCUGGCAGAGCACAGCCACCAGCUGGAGGCCACGACGAUGACAAUCACCGUCCUGGAUGGGCAGAGCUUGGCCGUCAGCACCUUCAGGAAGCUGGACAGGAUGUGCUGGGAAAUCAGGCAGCACUACCUUCCCGCCCAGGCCCCCGGACGCUUCCUGCUGAAGGGCCAUAGUAAAAGCAGUAAGGUGGAUGUGGUGGUGGGUGAGGCUGAUGCCAGCAGCUUCGUCAUCCUCUAUUACCAGAAGGGCCGCAGCAUCUCUGUUAAGCUCUAUGGACGGACCAGCGUGGUCAGUGACGCCGUCAUGGACAAGUUUGAGCAGCGCGUCAGGGCUGUGGGUCUGAGUGAGGAUGUGAUUUACCACUUCCCCACCUACGGGUUUUGUGACUCUCCAGAUGAGUUUCACAUCCUCGAUGAAAUGAAGCUGUAGCUGCAGAUGAAGUUGCCAGGGUGUCCCAGAGCUCACCUCACCUCAGCCAGCUGCCGACUGGCCACACAGAUCUGAGCCACACUUUCGUCAGCUCCCACUGCUGCUCCACAGCUCUGGAGCCAGCCCUGGGGCUCCUCAGCCCCUCCAGCUGUGCUGGCAGCUGCGUCUAUCCUUGGCCUGUGCCUCCCAACUUGUGUUCCCUCUCUGCUUUAUGCCCCAUUCUCCUGCAGCAGCCAGCAACACCCCAAUAAAUGUCUCAGAGAA